Molecule: messenger RNA, 1286 nt
Organism: Globicephala melas (long-finned pilot whale)
Lineage: Eukaryota; Metazoa; Chordata; Mammalia; Artiodactyla; Delphinidae
Gene: NUDT2
Product: nudix hydrolase 2
Biological process (GO): AMP biosynthetic process; ATP biosynthetic process
Molecular function (GO): bis(5'-nucleosyl)-tetraphosphatase (asymmetrical) activity
Source: RefSeq, a predicted model, not a curated record
GAUGUUCUAAGCGAGAGAACCUCACCUUUGAGGCGGGUCCAGAAUCCUAAUGCCCGGAGCUGUUGGUCGCCCAAAGCGCAAUGGAGCUCUCCGGAUUGGUCGACGUACCCCAGGUCUCCGUUCAAGGUCCGCCUCCUGCCUGCUUCCACUUCGGAAGAUAGACCAUGGCCCUGAGAGCAUGUGGCUUGAUCAUCUUCCGAAGAUGUCUCAUUCCCAAGAUGGACAACACUGCAAUUGAGUUUCUACUGCUGCAGGCAUCAGAUGGCAUUCAUCACUGGACUCCUCCCAAAGGCCAUGUGGAACCAGGAGAAAGUGACUUGGAAACAGCCCUUCGGGAGGCUCAGGAGGAAGCAGGCAUAGAAGCAGACCAGCUGACCGUCAUUGAGGGAUUCAGAAGGGAGCUCAAUUAUGUGGCCAGGGAGAAGCCUAAAACCGUCAUCUACUGGCUGGCGGAGGUAAAGGACUACGACGUGGAGGUCCGUCUCUCCCACGAGCACCAGGCCUAUCGCUGGCUGGGGCUGCAUGAGGCCUGCCAGUUGGCUCAGUUCAAGGAGAUGAAGGCGGUGCUCCAGGAAGGACACCAGUUUCUCUGCUCCACAGUGGUCUGAACUGACCAGAUCAGGGUCUUUUGCCUCCGUAGGAUCCUUGAGGGCUUCUGAGGUGAACUACCUUUGCUUCCAGGGAAGCCUGUGCUGGUCUUUGGCUCAUUAUAGCAGAUUGCAGACAGCCUGGUAAAAUCAGCUGAGGACCCUCAGAGAAGAGCAAGCAAAAAUCUCAGCUGGGUGGAAAGGAAGGGAAAGGAGUUUAAAAAAAAAAAAAAAAAGGCCAAGCCCAGUGAGUGCAUCCUUAUACUUUAUGAAUAAACCUCAAGCAGCUUAUCUCUCCUUCUAACCUGCUGUAUUUAUUUCAUGGGCUCUUGCCUUGGGUGGGGAGAAAAGCUAGAGUUAAUCAGAGCUCUGACCUUAGCUGGAGGGAAUCCUGUGUCCAAGCACUGUACCCGAGAGAAGCUGAGGGACGGAGUCAGAAUCAGAGAGACCCAACGCUACCGGGUGGCUCUCCUGCCUCUGGACCUCCAAGCACCCUCACGCCACCCCACCGGUGUACCUGAGACAUAAUGACUUGUAGCGGACAGGAUAUACAAGCGAGUGGGACUGGAGCGCAGGAAUGGAGUCUGCUAUACAAUCGGCCCACCGUAUCCGCGGAUAUUGAGGGCCGAAGGCGGGACUCAAACAUCCUCAGAAUUUGGUAUCCUCAGUGGGUCCUCAAACCAAUCCUCCGCGGAUAAC